Messenger RNA from Lonchura striata (white-rumped munia), 909 nucleotides. It is a transcript of the gene AAMDC, whose product is annotated as adipogenesis associated Mth938 domain containing. NCBI's taxonomy places the organism in Eukaryota, Metazoa, Chordata, Aves, Passeriformes, Estrildidae. The record is from RefSeq and is a predicted model, not a curated record. Gene Ontology annotation, biological process: positive regulation of fat cell differentiation. Gene Ontology annotation, cellular component: cytoplasm.
GCCCGGCGGGGCGGCGGGGUGGCGCGCGCGGGGCGACUCUGGUUGAACUUUGUGAUGUCUUCCCCUGAAAUUGCUUCCCUUUCUUGGGGUCAGAUGAAGGUGAAAGGCUGCUCUACAACAUACAAGGACUGCAAAGUAUGGCCGGGAGGAAGCCGGACGUGGGAUUGGCGAGAAACCGGGACCAACCAUUCUCCAGGAGUGCAGCCAGCUGACCUUGAAGAAGUCGUCAAGAAGGGUGUUCAAACUGUGGUGAUUGGUCGUGGCAUGAGUGAGGCUUUGCAGGUUCCAGCAUCCACUGUGGAGUACCUGAAGAAGAACGGGAUUGACGUGCUGGUGCUGCAGACGGAGAAGGCCGUGGCAGAGUACAAUGCCCUGGCUGCUCGGGGUGUCAAAGUGGGCGGGGUCUUCCAUUCCACCUGCUGAAGCGCAGCUCCCGCCGCCUGCCCGGCCCGCAGCCGAAUCACGGACACACCUCUGCUGAAUCAAACUGCACUCCGCCGAGUGUGAACUUACGUGCCAAGCCAUUUGUGCACUCACAAUCUAAAAUGCAAAGAUAGUGUAUUAGUUCGGGAUCUAAACAGAACGAGGGCUCACAAAAGGCAGGGCUGUUAAUGUAAUUAAAUCGUUUAAUUACAGAAUCAUUUCCAUGUAUUGUUGAGAUUGACCUAAUUUUCCUCUGAAGGCUGUCCAUAGUCUUGUUACUUAACUUUUCACCUGUUGACUAAAUUAGGAAAUUAUGUUUUGAAUACUUUUAUUACAUUACUGGCCCAAAUUACAUUACUGGCUACUGGAACGCAGCCAUAAAAUAGCUAAUGAGCACAAUCAAAUGGCAGAUAUGAAGUGAUGGCAAAGAAGCACUUUACCACCACUGGAUAAAUAAAUUAAAAAUAAAAUAAAUUAAAAAGCAAA